AUGGCCGAGGGAGUCGACAAUGAUAUGAGCGAACAACAACGCGGUCAGGCCAACGUUUCGCAUGGCCAAGAGGCGGUUCGCUCUCCUCAAGUACAGUUCGCCGUUCCGGCAACAAACUCACAAACCGGGCUUGUAUCUAAGCCUACACUAAGUUCGAAUAGUUCAGCACCUAUCCCAGGACAUAAGAAAAAAAGUUCUUUCCAGAUCACCAGUGUUAUCGAGACUAAAGCCCGAAAUCGUGGUGAUAGUAAUGGAUAUGAUGGCGAUUUGAACGAAAGCGAUAUAGUUGAAGAUGAUCAUGAAGAAGUCCAAGUGGAGCUUGGUUUUUCAGAUGUAGGAACUGCAAAUGGCAAUGGUGGAUCUAGAUUUAAAGUAGUUAAACUGCAAUUAGAUAAAUCCUAUCUACGUGGCCGAUGGAAAUGCCACGACUUUCCUGAUGUGGAGUCUACGCAAUCUUCUACAAGUGUGUCUACUUUAUCUUCGGCAAAUAUAUCUGCUCAGCCUUUGAGAGACAAUGUGGAGAAAACGGACUCCCACUCUAGUGCAAGGAUAAAUUCAACUAGCAAUUCCGUUGGCAAUCAUAUAGCAAGUGAUACAGACUCGCAAUUGUCAGAAAUCCAAACGCAUGGCUCGGCUAUAAAGCCGUCGACAACACAAGCAAAUGAACACAAUUCUAUAUCAGGGGAAGUACAUAUAGCCUUGAAAAAGAAGGAUUCUGAAACAAAAUUGGGAGGUGUUGGUGAACUUGCAAAGCAUAGCGAUUCCUCAGUAGCAAGAGUUUCGUUCGGUGUGGAAAAUUUUGAUACUACUUCCCUCGAAGGAGCGCAAUUACUUGUUUCAGCAGGGUAAGUUCUCCACUAGAUAUCGAGCUGUGAGCAAUAGUCUGUAUGUGGCGCAACGUGGUGAAGGCGAUAAUCGAUUAGAGUCCCUGGAGAGUUUUCCAAAAGUCGCUGUACAACGAGCUUUUCCUCGCGUUUAGAUGGCCUAAGCAAUGUUUUCGGCUAUUGCCCCCACUUAUUUCGCUUCAAUAAGUCUUAAAUUGCAGCGUUGGAAGUUAUUGACUCUCCCAGACCACAUUAUUUAUUGAUGAUCCAUUGCUACAAGCAGACAGCUUCUUAAUUUGUUGCCGGCUUUCUCGUUCAUAAUUCUUUUGUUUAAACAUUAUAUCUUGUUCAGGGUUGACCAUAGGCAUUGUACCAUUUAGCUCAAUGUUGUGGUUUCUCAAUCGAAGAAAAUAUGUUGGCGAUGUUGUAGUAUUUUUAAACCAAGUGACCAUAAAAUUCUGAUUUGAUUCGUUCUUUGCUCUUUUACUGUACUGUUUACAAUAAUAUUAUUUGUAUUCCACGUGAGGUUUGAGGAAAGCCGGUUAUUAAGCUGGAGUUCUUCGAGUUUGUUGUGUAUUUGACGGCUGGUUAAACCAUAUUGUCACUGAUUAUAAAUAAAGUAAGUUGCCAGCUCUUUCUUAAAAGAAAUGUUUUAAAGAGAUUCCUCGAGGCAGUUUCUAAACUCCCUAUAUGUCGUACAAUAUGUAAUCGCAUUUUGUAACAAUGGCAUUUCCUGAAUUGUUCUCAGUCUAACUGACCAAAUCUCUUAAAAGUUCCUUUCCGCAAGAAAUUUGCUACCAAUGAAGCACAAAAUAGGAGUGAAAAAAUUCCUUAUUGAAAAUACAUGUAUCUUUCCUACAAAUUAGCAUUCUCUAUGAAAACUUCUGUGGUUUGGUUCAGUAUGCAGUUAUAUUGUACUUUCUGAAGACACAGAGUUAAAUCAUCUAUUUGGUAUUGCCUUUGUAAAAUGUUCAUAAAGACCCUUUAGUGUUUUGUAUUGUAAAGCUGUUUCAUGAAAAUGUAAAUGCUGUUGUAUUUUAAUUUGUUGUUGUUGAUUGUCCUUUUCUACCAUUUUUCUCUUGCCACGAAAAUGUAGCAUGAAAUGUUGUGUUUUAGCUUUGUUGUCCUGUCAAAAUGUUCCUAAAUCCCGUGGUGAUAUGCUGACAAUUUUUCAAUGGAUAAAUAAGAUGCAUAUGCCAAUGAAAUAUUGUUAGUUUUGAAUGCAUCAAAUCAGAUGUUUAUUCCUGUUUAAGUUGACGUUUGUCGGCAAAUUGGUUUUUGUAACUAGGUGAUUCACCUGAUCUUCAACUGAGGUGUAAAAUUUUGUAAAGCCAAUAUGUCCAGAAACUAAUGUUUUUCUCUCAUCUGGACAAAUGUCUAAAUCUCUGAACUUAUGGUAGUACAGGUUAAGAUGAUCAGAUCUCCCUAUCAGGGAUUUGUUUUUGUGCUCUCUGAUAAUGCUUUUCUUCCAGUGUGGCUUGUUGUUUUUCAGAACCUUUGCUGGUUAAGUGAUUUUUAAUGUUAUGCAUGUCUUUCAUGCUGUGCCGAUAGCAAAACUCAAGGCGUUAAUUUCCAUAAACGAGAGUUUGUUUUGGCUGUAUAAGUUACUUUGAGCAUGUGUAUUCUUCCUUUUUUCUGAAGGUAUUAAGGCAGUGGUAAAAAAAAGAGUACAGGUUGUUUUUUUAGCUCUUGCUGUGAACAGGGUUAUUAGUUGUUUGACAUUUGCAGUGGCCUUCCGGGCAAGUUUAAUCUGAGAAGGCAUUACCUCAUCAAAGAAAAAUUCCAUCUGCUGUGUUUUAGCAUGGUCAAAGUUUUUCUGUAGUUGAGAUACAUUUACCAUCUUCCUUGUGCAGCUGCAGCGAUCUCAGUUGAGAAUCAGUUACUGUGUUCCACGCAUUCUUUUUAAGUAUUUAGAUUGCACCAAAGAGUGAAAAUGUGAAUUUUUAUUAGAAAAAGACUGUUUUAGUUUUAGAUAUCAUUGUUAUGCUCCUUUGAAGCUGUUAUCAUUUGUCUUUAUUUUCUAAAAAAGGAGUUAAAAAAAUAACUGAAUUUAACUUCCUUAUCAGUGAUGCAAGUUACUUAAUCUGCAGAGAGGAACUUGUAAAAUGGUAAUAUUACUGUAUUUCUAUUUUGAGAGCCAAUGUUUAUGCACAUAUUUUAUCCAUAUUUUUGCAAGAGUUGUGUAUAAUCUUGUUCAGCCACUUUUUGAAGAAAUGAAGUUUUUUUUACCCAUGAAGCCCAUGGACACCAAGAUUUCUUUUGGAAUACUCUGAUUAACCAAUUUUGUUGGUUGAGUCGCUGAAGUAAAAGAAACAAGCAAGCAUAUUAUUUUUAUUGUAACUCACAGGCUGUGUAAAUACUCACGGGUUAUUUUUUGGUAAAAUAUUCAAAUUUGCACAGGUGAAGCAUAAGUUUCUAGAAAUUACUGUAGUUAUGUCCCACUUUAUUUCUAAUAUUGUAUCCCUGAGGAUGUGAGUGUUGUAUCUGCAGAAGAAUAGCCAUGAGUAUCUUGUAUAGAAACAACAUUAAAAUUGCCCAAGUGGGUUUAGUCUGAAAGGACCAUAUUUUCUGCUCCAGCGAUACAGGCUAAUUCUCAACAGACUAUUUAGAACAAUGUUUUGGUGGUUACAGCAAAGACCACCGAUCAAACAAAGGUGUCUGAUUUUACCAGAUUUUUUUAGCAAAUUUUUGUAGAAUAAAGAAGCAAUUAUUUUAAGUCUCAUUUUCUUGCAAGGAGAUCAUAAUGUAUUACCUGAGGAAGCCAAGACAUGCCUGUCGAAAUAUCGGAUAUAGUCAAACCUCCCAUAAGCGACCACCGAAAAUGGGAUGAGUUGGUGGUCUCUCACGAGAAUUCGAACUGCAAGAGGUCUCUUACAAAAAGAAGUCCAGACACGUCCACUUCUUGGAGUUAAUGUAUUGCAAGGAAUUUUUAAGGUCACAACAUAUGUAAAUCAUGUUUCUAAAAGAUCUUCUCCUUGAGUCGUACUUUUUUAUUUCUACUGAGAACUUAGCACUUUGUCAUUGGAAACGAACAAAAAUGUUUGCAUUGCUCGUACCUAAAGUAAAUAUUAGAGAGCUUUAGAUUCUGAGAUGAGGACAACUAUGAGUAUGAGAUUUUCUCAGUACUAACUAGUGCUCUAGCGUGAACCUUGACUUUUUGGCGGGAAAACGCGAUAGCUGUCUUCAUUCUACCACAAGUUUUAGCCAGUAAUCGUUUUUAAGGUUACAACAUAUGUAAAUCAUGUUGUUUCUAAAAGAUCUUCUCAUACUCUGUGUACCCUUUGCAUACACUGAACAUAAAGAUUAGACCAUGGUAUCACAGGGUUUGUACAGGUCAUGGAAAACCUGGAAAGUCAUGGAAUUUAAGAAUGUUAUUUUCCAGGCCUGGAAAGUCAUGGAGUUUAAAUGUCGGUCCUUGAAAGUCAUGGGAAAUGAAAAUUUUGUUUGGUAGCUUAGUUACUGCAGAUGACAAAUCAAGGACAAUUUAGGAUAGAGAGGAGUAAUUAAAGAGUGCAAAUGGCAUGCGUUUUGGUGGCCACCUGAGUUUGUGUCUAUUGAACUGUUUAAGGUCAAAAAAUACCCCCAAAAAAGGAAAAUUGUGAACAUUUUUUAAAGUGACAACUAAACCAAAGGUCAUGGAAAAAGUCAUGGAAAUUCAUGGAAUUUGAAAAGCGCAAAAGAGUACGAACCCUGUAUCAUGAGGCCACUUAAAAAAGGUUAAUAACAAUGGAGAAUUCUAAAACCGUCUCCUAAAAAGUGGUCGUGGUCGCUUAUGAGAGGUUCCAACUGUAAAUCCUUAACUGGGAAAAUUGUGGCUUUUUGGAUAAGUGGUCACUCAUGGGAGGUACCGUAUUUCUUCACCUAUAAGCCGAUCUCGGCUAUAAGCCGAGACCCUGAAAGUCAGGGUCUUUACGCUAGACUCAAGCUGCCCAAAAAAAAAGGUAAAACCAUCGGCUAUAAGCCGAGAGCGAAAUUAAACACAUGUUGGUUGGAAUGUACUUACAUGUAGGCUUUUAACCUUUUAUCCUUUCAACUGCGGCGGGAUUAGCUCAUUCGGUAGAGCGCUUGACUGCAGAGCGGGAGGUCGUGGGUUCAAUUCCCAGGGCCGGAACAAUACUCAGGGUCUUAAAAUAACUGAGAAAUGAAGGUACUUCCUUUGCCCUGCAAGUGGCUGGACCUUUACAUGGCUUGGAUGACCAUGUGAAAUGGCAGUCCCGUCUCCAGUAGGAGACGUAAAAAACAGUGUCCCCAAUUAGUAUUUUUGUGCUAAAUACAUUGACACUGAAAGAAAGUGCAUUAUUUAUUUAUUUAUUUAUUUAUUUAUUUUGUAGCUAUACAGCAAGAAUUGAAUCAUAUAAUUUUGGGGAAGGGAAAGUGAUGAUACUUUUGGCUUUUUCUCUUUCAGACAAGGCACUGCAGAUGCUGAGAUGCCUAUUGUAAAUAAAAUUGCUACGGCAAUGGUAUGUGGACUCAUGGUUUAUCUUUUAUAUCAAAGCUGAUUGGCUUGUAUGUGUGCAUCAGGCUGCAAAGAAAGUCAGUUUUACAGCUUGCUAUUUGGGCAACUAGCCCUCAAAAAAUUAUUGACCAGCAGGACUGAUUACAGCUCUUCCGUGAUUUGAAUUCCCCUAGAAACUUCACUUGCCCUUCUGGCAAGUUCUGAACAGAAUUUACUAGCCCAAUAGCAAAAUCCACUAGCCCUGGGCUAUCAGACACUACUUUCUUUGCGCGCAGGGGCAUGUGUAGAGUAUUUAUUUGAAAGUAAAUUGUAUUAGUUAUCCUAGGUUGACUUGCUUGCAAAUUAAUGAAUUCAAAUGUUCAGUAAUCUUGUGUAAAACAAAUUGAAACAAUUUGUUUCUGGAUGACUCUACAAUCAGUGAAGAAAGAGUAGUUCAGGUCUUAACUGGGUUAUUGUUUUUCUUCAGCUGGUCAGAGGUAAUCAGUACGUGGCUAAUCAUCUCUGAGCUAGCCAAUCAGCACUAUUCUUUUUUGUAGUAUAUGUUAUGUGGCUAAAUGUAAUUUAGGCAAAGUUAACCUCGAAGCAGUGCUGGUCAGCUGUUUCCCCAGCUAUAGUAGGGGUGGCCCGAUGCCUUUAGCAGGGGCUUAUAUACGCAGUUGUUUGCUUGCAGUUCUUCGCAAAGUGUCAUUGCAAUAGCUUGCUGUUUGCGUGCCAGUUUGUGCUUUUGUAAACCAUAUACUAAUGUUAUAAUUAAUACUAUCUUUGUCCCUGCAGGAACAAAUUACUCAGAUUAAGUCAGACCUACUUAGUGUUGUAAACAAAGAAGUUCAGACAUUAAAGGAAACAAUAUCCAAACUCACUGAGGAAAAUCAGGAACUUAAACAAGAAAAUGAAAAAUUACGGACCUUGGUGGAAAGCAAGCACUCUACAUGA
Molecule: messenger RNA, 6213 nt
Organism: Porites evermanni
Lineage: Eukaryota; Metazoa; Cnidaria; Anthozoa; Scleractinia; Poritidae
Source: the annotation of a GenBank genome assembly